UCCCAACUUCUGUCAACCGCGUAGCCCAUUUAUUUAUUUAUUUUAAAUAAAAAUAUAAUGAUUUUUAUUACUAUUUGUUUUUUUUUUUUUCUCAAUAUAUAUUAUAGAUUUUAUUCCACUAAAAAAGGACAGCAAAAUAUGUAAUAACCAUUCUUUCUAACUGUGUCUAAUCGCCGUAUUUUCUUGAAAAACAUUCUUCUCUUACGAAAGGGAAAAAUAUAAAAAACACUAUAUAUGAACUACAACAAUUGAUUUUCUCGAAAGAUAGUUGGGAAAUCUUGCGUAUAAUUUUCUCGAGAAAAUCAUGAAGGAGAAGGGAGUAAACUGGUCUUCAUCCCUAACAAACCCAUGUCUUCCUCGGCCGAGUCCAUUGCUCCAUUGGCGAUUUGGGCUUCUGACAAGUCUUGUUCUUGUCGGCAUGGUUGUGGUUUGGAGCAUCGACGGUUGCACAGUAAGGACUUUUCUUGAAGCUUGGAAGUCCAACCAAGAUUUCCUCACUAUGAAGGUCAGUACCACCAAUGGGCUAGAUAGUAAUCUCACUCAUAUCAAUGGCGGUUUGCGUUUGAACUCUUCUUCCACCAUUGUGGUUAACCAGACCAACUCGACCCGGUUGAGUACUCAUUUCAAUUUCGAUGACCCACUUCUUAAUCUAACUCAUUACGAGCCAUUGUUGAGUCAGAACUCGUCUAUUAUAUCUAGUGAGUCGGACCAGAAUCUAACUCGUCCUGUAGUAGUUCCAGUUCCAACCCCGGUGAGUUUGAGUUGGGUUGAAGCUGAGUUAGAGCCAAACGUGACGUCUAAUCUUCUGGCCCGGUGGUUAAGUCCCGGAGGAUUGCCUUGCAGGGAUUCUAAGACAGUUGAGAUUGCUAUUCCUGGUUUGGACGGUCAGGAUUUGAUCGAGUUACCAGCCGGUAAAAUCCAUGAAUUUGGGUUUCAAGCUUUGGAUGAGGUUAAGAAUCCUCGUUGUUUAGGUGGGGAUUACUUUGAGACUGAUCUUUCUGGGGAUUCAUGGAAAUCUAGGCCUGUAGUUAAAGAUUUUGGUAAUGGGUCUUACUCUCUUUCACUUCAAGUACACCCAGAUUUCGUGGGUACAUACAAUCUUACUAUAAUACUUCUGUUUAGGCACUUUGAGGGUCUUAAGUUUUCACCUUCUAGAUUUUCAUAUGAUAGAGAGGUUCGUAAGAUUCAAAUCAGGUUCUAUAAUAGCAGCAGCUCUGCUCAGCUGCCAAAGAUUCAAUUUUGUAAGGAAUCUGAUUUUGGUAGAGACAUUUGGUCUGGAAGGUGGACUAGGCAUGGCAAAAAUGAUGCUUGUGAAAUCGGAAAUGAUGGGCGGUACCGAUGCCUGGCUGCGAAUUUUCCAUGCCAGAAUCCAUGGUGUGAUGGCUCAUUGGGGUCUUUGGAGAGUAAUGGUUGGGUUUACUCAACACACUGUUCAUUUAGAUUGUUUUCAGCUGAUUCUGCUUGGAAUUGCUUGAGUAACAGAUGGAUUUUCUUUUGGGGAGACUCUAAUCAUGUUGACACAAUUAGGAACAUUCUCAAUUUUGUGUUGGAUCUACCUGAGAUACAGUCUGUACCUAGACGAUUCGAUAUGAAUUUCUCUAAUCCUAAGAACCCUUCUCAAACAGUUAGAAUCACAAGCAUAUUCAAUGGUCAUUGGAACGAAACACAGAACUAUCAAGGCUUGAAUUCUUUGAAAGAUGAAGGGUUUAGGAACUUGGUAAAGAAGUACUUCUCAGAAGACACAGUUCCAGACACUGUAAUUAUGAAUUCUGGUUUACAUGAUGGAAUCUUUUGGUCUACCAUUAGAGCAUUCUCCAAAGGGGCAACUUAUGCAGCUUCAUUUUGGGCUGAAGUUUUGGAUUCUGUCAGGCAAAGGGGACUGAAAGCCCCGAAAGUUUUUUACCGUACCACAAUAGCCACGGGUGGCUAUGCUAGAUCGUUGGCCUUCAACCCCAGCAAGAUGGAGGCUUUCAAUUGGGUAGUUUUGGAGAAGUUGAGAGAAGCUGGGGUUGUAUCUGGUGUGAUUGAUAACUUUGACAUGACUUUUCCAUGGCAUUUUGAUAACCGUUGCAACGAUGGGGUUCACUAUGGCCGUGGUCCAGCCAAGAUGAGAUGGCGCGAUGGCCAAAUUGGGCACCAGUAUUUUGUAGACCUCAUGUUGGCUCAUGUUCUCUUAAAUGCUCUAUGUGUAAGAUAGUAAGUUAUGCAAAUCUGCAGUGUUUUGGAAUCCAUUUCCAGUCUUUUGGACGAAAGGGAAUUGGCUUUGUGGCGCUACAAAGUGAAAAUCGAGUUGAGGGCAUCGCCUUAAAUGCGCGGUAAGAGAGUAGAAGGAGUUCUAGAACAGCUUUGUUACUCGGAGAGGAAGUAAAUCUGAGGUAUAGUAUAGUGUGUUCCAUAUAUAAGUGAUUCAUUUUGAGAAAGAAAUGGUAGCAUUCUUAAUUUUUUUGGUGUAAGUAUUGAUUUUUAUCAUAUGUAUGGUUUUAGAUACAUGCAUAUCCCACGCUUGUAGAUUAUUAUGAGGAGUUUUUGUUGAAAUACUUAAUGAAAGAAUGUGUUUAAUUAGCUCAAA
Molecule: messenger RNA, 2569 nt
Organism: Cannabis sativa
Lineage: Eukaryota; Viridiplantae; Streptophyta; Magnoliopsida; Rosales; Cannabaceae
Exons: 2
Coding region: 305-2197 (630 amino acids)
Source: RefSeq, a predicted model, not a curated record